Molecule: messenger RNA, 1119 nt
Organism: Cladophialophora psammophila CBS 110553
Lineage: Eukaryota; Fungi; Ascomycota; Eurotiomycetes; Chaetothyriales; Herpotrichiellaceae
Exons: 1
Coding region: 1-1119 (372 amino acids)
Source: RefSeq, a predicted model, not a curated record
AUGACUGAGCGGACGACUCCGUACAAGAUCGCUAUCUUCGGUCCUGGAGAUGCUGGUUGCAUCGUCAUUCGCGAGGCAACACGCCUACCUGAGUUCCAGGUAGUCGGCGCGCUUGUGUUUUCAGAAAAGAAAGGGGGCAUUGACAUUGGUACAUUGGCCGGUACCGAAAAACCUAUUGGGGUCAAGACUACUGGCGAUUUCGACGAGUUCCUCAAGAUUGAUUGUGACGUGGUGGUCCACACUGCGCUUGAUGCCCCCUUCUUAAACCCAUUGGCAGACUUUGUCAGGCUGCUAGAGGCGGGUAAGAAUGUUGUGACAAGCCACCCAUACAGUUACCUACCAGCACGAGACCCAGCAUUCGGAGAGGCAAUUAAGAGUGCCUGUAAAAAGGGCAAGGCGACGUUUUAUGCUACCGGUUUGAACCCGGAUUUAAUGACUCAGCGCGUUGUUCCUCUUCUGACUGGGUUGUCCAACGACAUUACGCGCAUUCAGCUUGAGGAGUAUUUUAAUUGCCAGGACCAAUCUAAUGCUAGUAAUCUCCAAGUCAUUGGCAUUGGUGGAGCAAUCUCAGAGACAAUCGAUGACAACAGCCCGGCCAUAUGGUACCAGAAACACUAUAAUUACCAGAUGAUCUAUCACGUCUGCCGAGAAUUUGGUGUCAAGAUCGAUCGAAUCGAGGCUGUUAAAGAGUGCAUACCAGCUCCGGAAGACGUUGUACGACCUGUUCUAACAGUUAAGAAAGGUCAAACUGCUCUUAUUUCGUAUACCUCAACUGGCUACGUCGACAAUGAACCAUUCAUCAGCAUAAAGAUUACCUACUUCUUUGGCCAAGCCAUGAAACCGGUACACCUCGAUCAAGACAAUGUCUAUAUCAUCACCAUUGAAGGCAGACCGUCUUCCCGCACUGUCCUGAGUCUGAGGCCGUCGUAUCUAACCGACACUCAAUCCAUCAAGGGCGAGCCUGCGGCUCCUGCGUAUGUGACCUUUGCGGUGGCACUGCUUCAAGCCGUGCCGAUGGUAGCGGAGGCGCCUCAGGGGUUCAAAUCGCCUGAUGUGCCUCCAGUGCAUUGGAAGAAAGACCAAAGAAACCAUGUGGCUUCAUGUUACCAAGAGAUCUAG